Molecule: messenger RNA, 2432 nt
Organism: Synchiropus splendidus (mandarinfish)
Lineage: Eukaryota; Metazoa; Chordata; Actinopteri; Syngnathiformes; Callionymidae
Gene: vsig10l
Product: V-set and immunoglobulin domain containing 10 like
Exons: 12
Coding region: 88-2175 (695 amino acids)
Molecular function (GO): protein binding
Source: RefSeq, a predicted model, not a curated record
ACACGCUCCAAAGGCGUCUUCGAGGUAGAUUUUAUCAUUUUAUUUUAGCCUGUAAAUGAGCGAAAGUCAGCGACGUCCUCCUGAAAUAUGCGGAUUAAUUUGAGUAAGCGACUUAUAACUUUGUUUUUUCUUCACUUGGGGAUACGAGCUACAGAGUGUCAGCUGGUGGUGUCUCCGGCUGGACCCACCGAAGCGAUCGCUGUCGCCGGCGGCAAUGUCACUCUGGCGGUGACCUCCGGCGGGGCUCCGGAUCCAACGGUCACCUGGUCCAAGGAUUCUUUACCUGUCGUCACCUGGACCAUCGGCUCUGACGCAGAACCAGACGUGGCUCCCGAACAUCGCGACGUUCUGACCCUUGAAUCCAACGGAUCGUUAACUUUUGGGAAUGUCCCCGUCCACUACAGCGGCAACUACUCGGUUUCGAUGACCAAGUCCGGGAUCGGGACCGCCUCCGCCGAAUUCACCCUGAAAGUUUAUGAAUUGUUCCAGGAAGUGACUCUCAGCUCUCUGCCUGAUCCACCUGUGGAAGGAGCGGAGAACUUCACCCUGCAAUAUAGUUUCACCAAAGGGGUGGUGGAGGAUCAAACCUGGUUCUUAAAUGGCACGGAGAUACAAAGCAACUCACACUACUCUGUGGAAGGACAGCGUCUCACAGUGCUCCAACCGAAGCGCGGCGACACCGGAGAGUACGCGGUGUCGCUGUCCAACCCCUUCAGCAGUAUGAGGACCAGCAUGAGCAUCGCAGUUUUGUAUGGACCAGAUGAGCCCAUAUUGCUUGUCCACCCAGCGAAACCCUUUCAUGUGUCAGGUGAUUCCCUGAACCUGAGCUGCCGGGCUGAUGGGUUCCCAGAGCCGACGCUGGAGUGGGUCUUUGGUGGUGAAACUCGCCUUGAAGCUGAGAAUGGAGUCCUCAGUUUGGUUGACGUACAAACCAAUCAAGGAGGAGUUUACACCUGCAGGCUGCAGAAUGAGCUUUCUGGAUCCCAACGCCAGGGUGAAGUCACACUGACCGUACAUGAAAGGCCACCUGGAGAGCCAGUGUGUUCUGUUCAGUCAGAGAAUGACUUGAGCUUGCUGUACCACUGUCAAUGGCCCGGUGGGUCACCCCUGGCCCAGCUCUCUUUCCCUGCAUUAAGCAGCUCCAGCAGUGGACAAGGAAACAUCACCCUGAACGUCACUGCUGCCGACAGCCUGGAUGGGAAAACCGCUGUGUGCGUCGCAGCUCAUCCUAUUGAAACCAAAGACUGCAACAUCACUGCCACAAGUCCGGUGAAAUUUGUUCCCAUGGUGAGAACCGUGGUCAGAGAUGAUGGCAAAAUAGAGGUGAGCAUCACGUGCUUCAGCAAGGCCUCGCCCAGCGCGGCGGUGACGUGGCUCAAAGGUGGCGAAGCUGUCAGCAACAACGCGAUGUAUCAGAUAAACAGCAACACCACCGAGCUUAAGAUCCGGGAUUUCAACGCUAGCACGAUCGUCCAACACACCUACAACUGCUCUUGUCGGAACCCACUUGGAGUCCAGAGCAGGGAGAUCCAGUUACUAGGACCAGCCAUCUCAGAUUCCAGUUUAAUCAAAAACCCAGAGGGAUCUGUGGUCACUCUGACCUGGGAAGUUCCUCCGACUGCGGUGGUCACAGGUUUUGACAUCCAAAUGAAAGGACCUGAGCUCCCGAGUGAAAGUCGUAACAGCAGCCAACAUAAAAAAGCCUCUGAAGAAUACCGGAUCAUCCAGAAGAGGCCUGGCCACGCUCGCAGCACCGACGUUUUAGACCUGAAUCCAAAGUCAUUAUAUCACUUCCGAGUCAUACCCAGGGCUCUAAUGGUUGAGGGGAAGCCAUCAAAAGUCCAUCGCACUCGCCAGGUGGGGCUCAGUGGUCCUGCUAUCUCGGGAAUUGCUGCUGGAAUUCCUUGCAGUCUGCUCUUCCUCCUCCUUCUGUGCGGCCUCAUCUACCUCUGUUACUACUGCUGGAAAAACAAAAGUCAACACAUACCUUACCCAGUAUCCAGAGCUCCUGAGAUGACAAAGUCGGCAGUUACUAUCCCUCCCCCAGUGCUGAAUGGAGGACGGAACAAGUCUCCCCCGGACUACAACAGGUUACACCAGGUUCCAUCUGAAAGAUCAAUGGCACUUCCAACAUUUGUCCCUCCUCCCCCUGUCAGAGUAGCUACUACUGUUUGACACACAUUUAUCUGUAUUUUUUUCUUUUUUUUAUAUGAGAUUGUAUGUGCCUCUAUUUUUAAUUAUUUGUGAUCAAACUCACUCCACAAUAAUCUCUCAGUUAAACAAUCUAUUUAUUCAUGAUGGGUAAAUGAGGUGUCAUGAAACAGUGUCCUAAUUUUUAGAGGCCACUAGAUGGUCCUCUUGGUUUGGAAAUGGUUUAGAAACUUAAGUGUUCGUUGAAUUACUUCAAAUAUAAACAUUCUGCAGCAGACUAA